AUGGCGACCGAACCCACCAAGUACAAGCUCAACCACUCGAUGCUUCGCGUCAAGGACCCAAAGCGGUCGGUUGAGUUCUACGAGUUUCUCGGCAUGAAGCAGAUCCAAAAGCUCGAGAACCCCGACGCAAAAUUCGACCUCUACUUCCUCGCAUACGAUAGCCCCAAGGCCGUGUCGCACGGCGCGCACUGGACCGACCGCGAGGGCAUCAUUGAGCUCACGCACAACUACGGCACCGAGAACGACCCCGACUACAAGAUCACGAACGGCAACACGGAGCCGCACAAGGGUUUUGGCCACGUUUGCGUCUCGGUGGACAACAUCCAGGCCGCGUGCCAGAGGCUGGAGGAUGCAGGCUACGGCUUUCAGAAGAAGCUGACCGAUGGACGCAUGAGGAACAUUGCCUUUGCCCUGGACCCGGACAACUACUGGGUCGAGCUGAUCCCGCAGAACCCGCUCGACAAGACCGAGGGCAUCAAGACUACGGACGUUGGAACCUACCGCAUGAACCACACAAUGAUCCGCGUCAAGGACCACGAGAAGUCGCUCGCAUUCUACCAGGACGUCAUGGGCAUGAAGCUCAAGCGCACCAGCGAGAACAAGGACGCCAAGUUCAACCUCUACUUCCUGGGCUACGGAGCGGACGCGUCGGAGCAGAGCCCCGAGGGCGUCAGCGCCGUCGCGGACCACGAGGGCCUGCUCGAGUUGACGUGGAACUACGGCACCGAGUCCGACCCUGACUUCAAGUACCACAACGGCAACGACCAGCCCCAGGGCUUCGGGCACAUCUGCGUCGCGGUCGACGACCUGGACGCGGCGUGCGCGAGGUUCGAGGAGAAGAAGGUCAACUGGAAGAAGAGGCUGACCGACGGCCGCAUGAAGAACAUUGCUUUUGUCCUUGACCCUGAUGGCUACUGGAUCGAGGUGAUCCAGAACGAGAAGCUCAAGCAGCGGGCCAACUGGUAA
Aplosporella prunicola CBS 121167 is the source of this 966-nucleotide messenger RNA. RefSeq lists its product as uncharacterized. The coding region runs from base 1 to 966 and encodes 321 amino acids. Gene Ontology annotation, molecular function: metal ion binding; lactoylglutathione lyase activity. The record is from RefSeq and is a predicted model, not a curated record. NCBI's taxonomy places the organism in Eukaryota, Fungi, Ascomycota, Dothideomycetes, Botryosphaeriales, Aplosporellaceae. The transcript is spliced from 4 exons.